Durusdinium trenchii is the source of this 267-nucleotide messenger RNA. Lineage: Eukaryota; Dinophyceae; Suessiales; Symbiodiniaceae. The record is from the annotation of a GenBank genome assembly.
AUGUACGGGCCCUUUCCACCUUGCCUGUGGCCCGGGGCGGCGGGCGCCGUGCAGAACAGCCGAGAACAGACAUCCACGGCCUCAGGCGCUGAUGGCAGUGUCACCCACAGCAAGAAGUCGGUGAAGGAGCAGCGGGUCUUCCAUGCCCACAACAAUGCUCAUGUGGAGACCAAGGUAAUGUCUGAGCAGAAGCGCAAGACCACACGGAAGGACGGUACUGUGGUGAUUACCGAGAGCAAAAGCCUCCGAAAGGUUUGCUACAUGUGA